Messenger RNA from Cricetulus griseus (Chinese hamster), 1886 nucleotides. NCBI's taxonomy places the organism in Eukaryota, Metazoa, Chordata, Mammalia, Rodentia, Cricetidae. The record is from RefSeq and is a predicted model, not a curated record.
CAGAUUGCGACCCCGGAGCGGUUGGCCGGGCUGUCAUGUGGCGGGGUGUCCACGGCUGCCUAGGGAUCCUUGUGCAGUGGCGGGUGGCGCCCUGGUCCCAUAGCUUUGCCAGGACUUGGAGUGGCUGUAGGGAGACGAUGGCUGAGGCACUCUCCACCCAGGCCAAAGCAGCGGGUUUGAAGGCUCUGGUUCAGCAUAAUGGAGACUCUGGUAGCGAUCAGAGCAGAGAGCGGCUCCUGGAGGGCCUGGAUCUGGCGGCGGUGGGGGAACAGGUUCCCGGGAGCCGGGAGCAGGGCCAGGGAGGCGAAGAGCAGGUCUCGGGGAACGCGGGGCAGACCCCAGCUCCAGUCGCCGACUCAGGCAAGAGGAAGAAGCGGCGAGGCGCCACCGGGGAACGGGUUGUGCCGCCCCCGAAGAAACGGCGGACGGGGGUCAGCUUUGGCGAUGAGCACUUCGCAGAGACCACCUACUACUUCGAGGGCGGCCUGCGCAAGGUUCGGCCCUAUUACUUUGACUUCCAGACCUACUGUAAAGGUCGCUGGGUGGGCCGCAGCUUGCUGCACGUCUUCAGCACCGAGUUCCGAUCCCAGCCACUGGAGUACUACGAGGCUGCAGUCCGGGCGGGACGCCUGCAUCUCAACGAGGAACCAGUUCAGGACCUCAGCAUCGUGCUCAAGGACAAUGACUUCUUGCGGAACACAGUGCACAGACAUGAGCCACCAGUCACAGCAGAGCCUAUUCGCCUGCUAGCUGAGAACGAAGACGUGGUUGUGAUAGACAAACCGUCCUCCAUUCCUGUCCACCCCUGUGGCAGAUUCCGACACAACACAGUCAUCUUCAUCCUAGGCAAGGAGCACCAUCUGAAGGAGCUACACCCACUGCAUCGACUUGAUCGACUCACCUCAGGAGUGCUCAUGUUUGCCAAGACAGCUGCAUUCUCAGAGAAGAUUCACGAGCAAGUGCGGGACCGGCAGCUGGAGAAGGAGUAUGUAUGCCGGGUUGAAGGGGAGUUCCCUGACAAGGAGGUGAUUUGCAAGGAACCCAUCUUAGUGGUGUCUUACAAGGUAGGAGUGUGCCGUGUGGAUCCCCGGGGCAAGCCCUGUGAGACUGUGUUCCAGAGGCUGAGCUACAAUGGCCACUCCAGUGUGGUACAGUGCCGACCACUUACAGGCCGUACUCACCAGAUCCGAGUCCACCUGCAGUUCCUGGGCCACCCCAUUCUCAAUGACCCCAUCUACAAUUCAACGGCCUGGGGUCCUUCUCGAGGCCAGGGUGGCCACAUUCCAAAGACAGAUGAGGAACUUCUCCGGGACCUGGUUGCAGAGCAUCAGGCCAAAGAAAGCCUGAAUGUGCUAGAUCUCUGUGAAGGUGACCUGGCCCCAGGACUCAUGGAUUCUACAGCCCCUUCUUCAAAGUUAGCCAAGAACAGCCUGGAAGAGUUGGCUUCAGUAGCCCAGAAGAUAGAGAGAAUAGCAGAGGCACCCUCUCAGGAUCUGGACACACCAGAGAAAGCAGCUAAAGCAGAAGUUAUGAAUCAAGAAACAGACCCACUCUGUGCAGAGUGCCGGCUGUCGCGACAGGAUCCCUUGCCCCAGGAUCUUGUGAUGUUCCUGCAUGCCCUCCGCUAUAAAGGGCCAGACUUUGAAUAUGUCUCACCCAUGCCAGCCUGGGCACAGGAUGACUGGCAGGAAGACUGAGGGAUGUGGCCAAUGGAAGAGUGGCUUCUUGGGUUGUAACGGGGCAGGGACCAAUCCCAUUGGUUGAUACUCAGGAUUUGGAGAAGAGUGAGGUUUCACUGUAAAGGAACCUGCUUGCUCUUGCUACCUCCUUCCUUUUAGCUCAUUUGAGGACUUUCAGGUCUGUAAAUAUAUCAUUUUUUUCUAACA